Parascedosporium putredinis is the source of this 1008-nucleotide messenger RNA. Lineage: Eukaryota; Fungi; Ascomycota; Sordariomycetes; Microascales; Microascaceae. The record is from the annotation of a GenBank genome assembly.
AUGGCGCCUCGACUAGCCCAUCAACAGGCACGGGAACUUGGUGCGCGAGAUCUCACCACGCGGGAGCAAUACAACAACCCGGGAACCCCAGCCCCGAUCGCUGGGUUUACCGCUCCGGUAGCAAUAGAUGCAACAUUCCCCAAGCCUCAAGCGACGGCAACUAUCCCGCCCCUCGAGAAGAUGGCGUCGCUAGGGACCCUCGAGUAUGCGGACGGGGGAGGAACCCACGUUCGACCCGAAAUCCACGCAGUCGUCGCCGAGAACGACGACCACAGCAUCGAACUCGUGCAGCACACUCCCAAGAGAGACAAGGGCCCCAUCGCUAAGCCAGAGAAGGUCCGACUAGCACCGAAAACCCCACAGUUACCCGGACGCCAGCUGGGCCUUUAUAGUAGCCUUGGGGAUCCUAGCAUGGGGAGCCCCGCGAUGUACGGCCAAAACUACGCCGCGGCUUCCUGCGGAUCGCAGGGCGCAGUAACAUUUCAGACCGAGCACACAUUCGAGCGUAUCCAAUUCAAGCAGGCCACUGCGAAUAAUGGCAAGAGAAGGGCCGCGCAGCAAUAUUACCACCUGGUCGUCGAGCUCUGGGCCGACAUUGGAACCCAGGGUGACAUGGGGCGCCGGGCUGACGUGGGACACCGAGGCGGCGACCAGUUUAUUCGUGUGGCUUAUCGUCGGUCGGCAAAGAUGAUUGUGCGGGGGCCGAAGACCAUUGAGGUAACGAAGGGUUACCAGUAUUACCCCGGGACCACCUAUGAAGCCCAGCAAGACCACCGAGGGGGUGUCGAUACCUUUACGCAUCAGCGACCGGACCACAGCUCCUCGGCAUUCGAAGUCAAGACCAAGACUGAGUAUGACACCGGCAACAGCCCUCUCCCGAGUCUAUUCCACCCCGGGCCCUUGGCAAUGAACCGAAGAUGUGGCCCUUUUGAAGGCAAGCCUCGAUCUGAUGGGUACUACCCUUCAAUGGUCCCGCCAUCAGGAAUCAACAUCGCGAACAUUACUUGA